Molecule: messenger RNA, 676 nt
Organism: Stegodyphus dumicola
Lineage: Eukaryota; Metazoa; Arthropoda; Arachnida; Araneae; Eresidae
Product: cell adhesion molecule 2-like
Source: RefSeq, a predicted model, not a curated record
ACCAUUUUGUCUUUUGAAAGGAAGCCACAGAAAUCGCCUACAAGCGCAUAUUGGAGAAAGCUAAGUUUGGUUUUGUACAAUUAUGGCCUGGAUAUUCUUAGUCGUCGUUCCUUUUCUGGUUGCUGUUAAUGUCUCCAAAUGCUUACGUAUCGUAACACUGGAUGUUCCUUCCGAAGUCAGUCGAGGGCAGAACGUAGAAAUUUCUUGCAUUCCUGAAAUGAAGAAGGGUAACUUUACAGCUUUACUAUGGCACAAGGACGGAAAAUUAUUUUUCAAAUUUUCUCCCGCUUUCUCUCCGAAAGUAGAAAUCCUACAUGUACCAGGCGUAAAGGUCGAUCCUUGGAGAUCUGGACUUCAAUCUGUUCUUCUAAAAGAUGUAGACCUGAAGAGCGAGGGAAUGUACAGCUGCUCUGUAAUUUCGACUGAAGGUUUGGUGGAAGCGAAAAAGGAAAUGAAAGUGAUUGCUUUCCCGAAAAAGGCACCCAAAAUUACAGGAAGCCGAACAGAGUACCGUGUUGGAGAUGUUCUUGAAGUUAACUGCAAAUCAAGCCACUCAAAGCCAGCUGAAGCUCUGCAAUGGUACAUAAAUGACCAUGAGUUACUAGAAGGAAAUCAUCCGCAAAAGCUUGCAGAUGUAUUUCGCUCUCCAUCUCAAAAAUUUGGAACGCUGAAUUAG